UCUUGUUAAAGCCUAAUUUAUAUUUUAAUUAAAAAAAAAAGAAUUUCUAAGAAAUUCAACAUUUUUCAAAAUAUUACAAUUCUAAAUAAUUCAUUAAUUCUUUGGAUCGAGCUAGAUAUCAAUCUGUGCAUAUAGAAAAUUAAAGAAGAAUGCAGGGCCCUAAGCGUAGGCUCUUACCUCAAAUAUACGAUUCGAAUACAAUUAAUUUAAGUAAUAUACCAAAUGCGCCUCAGAAAAUACCUUACACACGUUUAUCUUACAACAAGGAAAAUCCAACCAAAUUUUUCCCUGAUCCAAAUGUCCCGCUUUCCUUACCGAACCCCAAAAGUGAGAAAACCAUUUUUCCGAAGGAAAAUGUUAAACCAGGAGAUAAUAAUGAGCCGAAACAGUUUAAUUCAAAUAGCUUAAAAACAACAGAUAAUCUUAACCCGCAAUCUAAAGCCCGCCAAAGAUCGAAAUCUUUACGAGUUCGUCAAGGUACCCACGACAAAAGAGCCGAGAACCAAGAUAAUUCUGAAGGAAUUCCAUUGUAUCCUCCCAGCUCAGAAGGGCACCGAGAAAAUAACAGCCAACCUUGCAUAGCGGAAUUUCGCGAUAACAAAAUUGAUGAAGUAGACGAUUUCGAAUACUUCAAAAAUUACGGAAAACAUUCGUUGACUCAUUCAGAGCUUCCGAUGUUUGCUAAGGUUACCCCUCACAACUACGUUCUGAACGGAAUCUCGAGCCAUAAAUUGGAAGGUGCAAAAUAUUUUGAUACGGAUUCUUGCAAAUCCGAUAGUCCCGAUUACACCAAAAGGGGAUCCGGUAUCCAGCAUUCCAGACGUUCCAACCAAAGGGUCAGUAACAGUAAUUAUCAAUUCAACUUCGAAAAUCUAACAAACAAAAACGAACGACAUAAUUCGCUGUCCUCGCCUAGACGCCACUCUCAUCAGGCCUCUUCCAGCAAUAUAGCAGCGAAACUACGAGAACCUACCCUGGACUCUAUCACCGAUUAUAAUGACGAUAAAUUUGAGGAAGGUGGUGUAGGCAAUUCAUUACCUGUUUCACCACCCCCCAUAGUUUGUAGGGUACGAAACUUUUCUUUGACUCCCCAAGGUGGCUUAAUCAACAGGGGCGACUCUUUUAGGGUCAAAUAUAGGCGACAAAGCCACGUCCCCACUAUCAUUCCCCGCAAAUAUUCUGGUCGAGUUUCUACCUUGCCAGGUCACAUGGAAAGCCUCAGACCUGAAAUGAUACACAGAAGGUCUAUAUCACAAGAUCCCAUCACUUCGGACAAAGAGAAUGCUCAAGAAGAUGAUUACAAAAGCUCAAAAUUAAACCAUGGAAAGGCCAGGGGAGAGAGAAAAGAAAGCGAUUCUUGGUUACGCAAUAAUAUCGAUGAUUAUAAGGAUGACAAUAUAGAGGGCGAUGGCACCGCAACUUACUACGUGCUAAUAAUAGGAGGGGAAGCGGUGGGGAAAUCUUCCAUAUUGGAGCAAUUUACUAGUUCAGAAUACAUAAACGCUUACGAAUACACAGAUAGAGAGGACACGGAGGACGACGAAAUCAAGGAUCAGUUAGGCGAAAUGGGAAUUGCGGAUGUAUUACCUCAACAAGAGGGGAGUCAAAUGUACGAAAGUAACCCUGCGGAUUAUCAAGAUACCUCUAUAUCAGAAAAUAGUUUUAAUGACGAAAGACUUGUCGAUAGCGAAAGCGAAAACGUUGCUAGGCCCAGUUUGGAUGACGCUCUAAUAACCUUCAACAAAGAAAAGUCAAUAUCCCUUACACUGGAUAAUACGGCGUCUUUGCUUAUCUUCGUGGAGGUGACGGUCAAAGAGGAAGAAGUGUUUGAGGACUAUUACAAUUUCGAAAAUGAAGGAGCACAUGGAUUCUUGAUAGUUUAUUCGAUAAGUGAUAGAGAUUCGUUCGAUAAAGCAAUAAAUAUAAUGAUCAGCUUAAAAAAAAUCCAUUACCCAAAAGCAAAAAUUUUGGUGGGCAAUAAAAGCGAUCUCGUCAGGGCCAGGGAAAUAUCAACUGAAGAAGCCACAAACGCCGCUAGGAGUUACGGUUGCAAAUUUAUAGAAACCUCAGCAGGGUUAAAUUUAAACUUAGACAACUUAUUAGUAGGAAUUCUAACGCAAAUACGAAUUAAAAAUAGCUUACCGCACAACCCAGAUGAUAGGAACAAGGAUUGCAAUUCGAGAAUAUCGGACGUUGUGAUGGAAGACAUAAUGGGCUCCAUCAAAUCGAAUGGACAGAAAAAGAUGAAAAAAAAGGUAAAAACUACUGUCAAAGCGAUUGAAAUCCCCCCGGCACCCAAAUUCGAGAUGAAAGAAGAUGCUUACGCCAAGGGGCGAUUGUUCGGAAGCAGAAGGGCUAAAAAAUUAUUGAACAAAUUUUUCAAGGCUGAUAAAAGAGUAACGAUAGGUAAGCAAGUGUCGAAAUCUUGCGUGAAUCUGUAUUCUUAAAACUUAUAUUUUUUUUGGAAAAUAGAUUUUUAUUUCUUUGAAGGGCGAGAUUAAACUCGAAGUUUGAAAA
This is a messenger RNA of Gordionus sp. m RMFG-2023, 2517 nucleotides long. RefSeq lists its product as uncharacterized. NCBI's taxonomy places the organism in Eukaryota, Metazoa, Nematomorpha, Gordioida, Chordodea, Parachordodidae. The record is from RefSeq and is a predicted model, not a curated record. Gene Ontology annotation, cellular component: plasma membrane. The transcript is spliced from 6 exons. Gene Ontology annotation, molecular function: GTPase activity; GTP binding; calcium channel regulator activity. The coding region runs from base 150 to 2447 and encodes 765 amino acids.